AUAUUUUGAGAGCGGAUGAGAGAUUUUGAUAAGAUGGACACAACGUAUAAAAUGCUGGCAAAGCACAGGAAAAAAUUGUUCCACCUUUUCUCAAUAGAAAGUUAAACCGGAUACGAUCUCACCAUGAGAGUCUUUGUUCCUUUACUUGUUGCUGUAGUGCUGUUUGUUGCAGUCAAUGCUGACAGAGGAUAUGGUGGCGGAAGAUAUGGAGGAGGAGGAGGAUACGGAGGAGGAGGUGGAUACGGAGGAGGUGGACGCUACGGAGGUGGAGGAAUUGGAGGAGGCAAACUAGGAGGUGGCGGUAUUGGCGGUGGCAUCGGUGGAGGUGGCAUUGGAGGUGGUGGAAGAUAUGGAGGAGGUGGCCUUGGAGGAGAUAAGCUAGGAGGCGGAGGAAUCGGUGGCGGAUAUGGUGGAGGUGGCCUUGGAGGUGGACGUGGAGGUGGAUUUGGAGGGGGACGUGGAGGUGGACUUGGAGGUGGUCUUGGUGGCGGAAAAUAUGGCGGUGGAGUUGGUGGUGGAAGAUAUGGAGGUGGAUACGGCGGCGGAAAAAUUGUUUAAAUGAAUUAAGGAAUUCUGGCAAACUCAAAUCCUCACUCAUGGGCUGUGAAAUAAAAACAAAAAGUGCUAAUAUAUUUUGUUAAUGCAUUUUGUGUUCAAUUCUAGCAAGUGCGUUAUUGUGCCAAAAUGAUUGACAUUAAAAUAUUGGUAAACUGUGACAUAAUGAAUGUGAAAUACUAAAUUUGUAACAAAUUAUACAUUCCUUUUUUUUUUUGUCCAAGAAAUGCUUAAAUGAACUUCAACUUUAGUUAUGUUGAAUUGGAAUAAAAUAUGUUUGUAUAAAACAGGA
Messenger RNA from Argiope bruennichi, 847 nucleotides. Its product is annotated as acanthoscurrin-2-like. The transcript has 2 exons. Bases 124 to 558 code for a protein of 144 amino acids. Lineage: Eukaryota; Metazoa; Arthropoda; Arachnida; Araneae; Araneidae. The record is from RefSeq and is a predicted model, not a curated record.